UCCAAUGGAUAAUGCUACCUAGGUUUCAUGCAACCAGCCCCAGAUUUCUAAUCCAAUCUCCAAGCAAUAUUUUGGCUAUAGGCUAGUACCAUUUUUAUGUAAGAUUGUGGGUUAGUUGGGUAUUUAUAGAACACGUAAUUACCCCAAUGUGCCCCUCCCCCACUUAACACCACACUAAAAUUUUGUCAGGUAAUUUGUUAAUAUUUAAAUUACACGAAGUAAAAUGCUGUAUGUAUUGUACGCUAAUUGUGCUGGCUCAAUAUACUAAUUCGUGGAUUUUCUUCGUGCCAUAAAAACUGACCAUAACAAAACAAGCAAAAUGUUUUUUAAAUUGUUUUGGAGCCUGUUGUUGUUGUGCUGCAUCUCAUCGGAAGGUCAUCCUGCUGAUGAGGAUUGGGAGCUUCAAAUGGCCAACGUUGUGUAUCGUCAUGGAGAUAGAUCACCAGUUGCCACAUAUCCUAACAAUAUUCACAAAGACUAUUGGAAACAAGGUUUUGGGCAACUGACAGAGAUUGGGAUGAAGCAGGAGUUUACGAUGGGGAAGUUUUUGAAGGAAAGAUAUAUUGAUCAGCAUCUUUUAAAUCAAUCCUACCUUCGAAAUCAGGUAUACUGUCGUAGUUCAGACAAAGAUAGAUGCUUGAUGAGUGCUGAGGCGCAAAUGGCUGGUCUUUAUCCACCUUUAAACAUGACAUCAAAACCUACUGACAAAGAAUGGCAAUUUUGGCAGCUGAUUCCAAUCCAUACUGUUCCCAAAGAUCAUGAUCAGCUUCUUCGACCCUAUGAUUACUAUGAUUGUCCGAAACUGUUGGCAUUACUCAAAAAAUCAUACAGUGAUUCAAAGUAUGUUGCCAUGGAAAACAAGAGCAAGGAUUUUAUUGCUGAAGUCAGCAAAAGAUGUUAUUCCAAACCGUUGACUUUACAGACAAUAUACAAAGCAUAUGAUACAUUUUUCUGCCAGAAAGCUCAUCAUCUGUCAUGGCCCGAUUGGCUUACUCCAGAUGUUUUUCGCGAGUUUGAACGGCUGCAAUACUUUACUAUUUCCUGGCUGUUUGCAUCACCAGAGAGAGCACGACUAACUGGUGGUGUCUUGCUAAAAGAGAUAAUUGGUAAUAUGAACAAGUUUAGAAGCGAUCCCAGUAAAACAAAGAAACUCUUCGUGUAUUCUGCACACGACACGACUGUCAUUGGAUUGUUAAGUGCGUUAAACAUAUAUAACGGUAUACCGCCUCCAUAUUCUACAGCUUUCAUCAUGGAACUCUACUACAGCAGGAUUACUUCCAAAUAUUCCAUCAAAAUGUUUUACCGAAAUGAUACUUCACAGCCAAAUUACGCGUAUCAGUUGUCAAUACCGAAUUGUUCCUCAAACGCAUGCGACUAUGAUACGUUUCUUACGCUCACAUCCUCUGCUGUCCCUAAUGAUCUCAAAGCUGAAUGUCACAGCAAACAAAAGCAAAAUCUUUCCGAAGAUUUGAAGAAAGAAGAUUGCAGAACUGAAUCCUCUGUGGAUGUUCUUACUGCUAUUCUCAUCAUCUGCAUACUCAUAUUCAUUGCCAUCAUUGGCUUUAUCGUCUUUCAAUGUCAUGUGAAACGAAAGUCAAGAUUUCUUCGGGAUUUUCAACAAAUAAGUCCUGACGAGUGGGAAUAAGAAGAAGCUGAAAUCACGUACGAUUUUUUUACUUCUGUGCAUUUUUUCGUAUUUUAUGCAAUUUACUUUAUUUGGGCAUUUAAAAAUUUUUCCUUUAUUUUAAAUGCCUAGUCAGUCUAGCGCUUUUGAGAUCAAACGGAAAUUUAUUUUACAGUAUUUUUGCAAUGUUUGGGUGGAUAAUGGCUAAUUGUAUAGUUGACGACCUCAUUUUCAUUUUGUACAAAUUUGAGCUUUGAGCGCUGGCAUAAUGGUUGACGAUGAUGUGGUUCGAGUGAGUCGAAAUUUUGUGUUAUACUAAUAUGAGUAUUUGCCGAUCUCCUCAUCACAAUCUCGUAUGCCAGUCUCUUGUGUCGUCAUUUAUUCAAUUAUCAAAAUAAGAAACACACUGUUGAUGAAAGUUUCAAGUACUAAUUUCAUUCAUGCAAUAGUGCCAGGAUCAUCUCACCACGUAUGGCAUUUAUGUUUUUUGUGUGUGGUACUAUGGUUUCGGUCAUUACUGAACCAGGUGCCGCGGAACAUCGAUAAUUGGGGGAGGGAGGGGAGGGUAAUACUCGUGCAUGCAGUUUUACUUUAUUAGUUUCGAUCGAAAUCAUUUGUUUUUACUGAUUAUAACGUAUGAAUAAAUGAAUAUGAACCCGUUAA
This is a messenger RNA of Xenia sp. Carnegie-2017, 2287 nucleotides long. RefSeq names its product prostatic acid phosphatase-like. Gene Ontology annotation, biological process: dephosphorylation. NCBI's taxonomy places the organism in Eukaryota, Metazoa, Cnidaria, Anthozoa, Malacalcyonacea, Xeniidae. The record is from RefSeq and is a predicted model, not a curated record. Gene Ontology annotation, molecular function: phosphatase activity.